CUCUAAUUCGAUGUACAUAGUUCCCGAAUUACUGGAAGAAAUUUUCCUUCGAUUGCCCUUGAAAUCAAUCCUCAAAUUCAAAACCGUCUCAAAACAAUGGAGAUCAGUCCUGGAAUCGAAAAUGUUCGUGGAAAAGCGUAUGAAUGCUUCAAAGAGUGGAAAAAUAAUAGCUGCUUACAACUGCGACUGUGGCGACCGGCCGAGAAUCAUCCACGAGGCCCGGUUAGGGGACCAAGUGUUCGUCUAUCUACACUGCUUCAACGCACGACCCUCGAUGAUUUGCGACUCACGACCCUUGUUGACUUGCGACGGUUUGGUCUGCAUAGCUGAACCAGAUUCCAUCAUCGUUUUGAACCCCUCGACCGGACAACUCUUGCGGUUCCCAGAACCAUUGUCCUCCCGAUUUAUAAACGGAGAAGGGUCGGAUUUCUAUAGGGGAAAUUGGGUAAUGGGAUUUGGUAGAGACAAAGUUACGGGGAGCUAUAAAGUAACGAAGAUGUGCCUUCUACCUAGAGAGGAAGGAUGCGAUGUUCUUGAUGUUGAAACUGGUCAAUGGAAGAACCUGAGUCUACCUACUUAUAUGGCCCAGGUGGGAAGAAAAUCCGUGUCUGUUAAUGGAUCCAUCUAUUGGUUAUCCACUGGGUCGUAUCUCGUUACAAGUGUUCACGGAAUUCUAGCACUGGAUCUUCACAAAGAAGAGUUCCAUUAUGUCUCUGUUCCGGAUAAGUGGGUCAAGCAAAGUACCCUGAUAGCCAACCUUGAUGACCGUCUAACCAUAGCCAAUACGCCUACGUCUGUUUAUUCUGACUGGAGACUAGAGAUAUGUAGCAUGAAUGCACAUGAAGAAAUAUGGAGCAAGACUUACUCCAUAAGUCUAGAUGGUCUUCUAGCUUUUAAGCUACCACGUUCAAGGUGGUGCAUGUGGUUCACGCCGCUGGCUGUUUCCAAGGAGGGGGAUCUUAUCUUUUAUAACAAUUACCAAUGGUUGUUCAAAUAUUGCCCAGAGACACGUGAGCUUCAUUAUCUCUCCUCUGAUAUAUGUGUUAUAUCUCCUUACCUCGAGAAUUUGGUCCCACUUCGGUCAGAGUCUGGACAUCAUCCGGAUCCGAAUGAUAAUAAAGUCAGGACAUCUAGCUGCGGAUUUUUUACCAAGCAUCCGGAGCCAGGCUCCGGGAUAUCCAAGUUUUUCAAAAGGAUCGGACUUGGGAUCCCAGAGAUUGUGUUUACCACUCUAGUUAUAGUUCACAUUUGGAUAACUCUCUAACACUUGCUUAUUAUGUAGUCUCUACUAUUUUUUUUGGUUCAGCUUUGUUCUCUUUUUAAAAUUGAAAAUCUGUUGAGUCAAAUCAAAUGGUGACAAAGGCUUA
This is a messenger RNA of Arabidopsis lyrata subsp. lyrata, 1367 nucleotides long. RefSeq names its product F-box/LRR-repeat protein At2g43260-like. Bases 11 to 1264 code for a protein of 417 amino acids. The record is from RefSeq and is a predicted model, not a curated record. NCBI's taxonomy places the organism in Eukaryota, Viridiplantae, Streptophyta, Magnoliopsida, Brassicales, Brassicaceae. The transcript has 2 exons. Gene Ontology annotation, molecular function: protein binding.